This is a messenger RNA of Neoarius graeffei (lesser salmon catfish), 3949 nucleotides long. RefSeq names its product abraxas 1, BRCA1 A complex subunit (gene abraxas1). The transcript is spliced from 9 exons. Bases 177 to 1364 code for a protein of 395 amino acids. Gene Ontology annotation, molecular function: polyubiquitin modification-dependent protein binding; microtubule binding. Gene Ontology annotation, biological process: mitotic spindle assembly; protein K63-linked deubiquitination; attachment of spindle microtubules to kinetochore. The record is from RefSeq and is a predicted model, not a curated record. Gene Ontology annotation, cellular component: nucleus. NCBI's taxonomy places the organism in Eukaryota, Metazoa, Chordata, Actinopteri, Siluriformes, Ariidae.
AGAAAACAGACGGUAGCUCACACUGAAGUUUCGGAAGAUGUAUGAAAGUGAAGUGGAUUGCCCACUGUCAAGAUUGCAGGCGGAUAGCUGUUGUUGACUAGAAAAACAGUCUUUUAGGUUUAAUAAACAACAAUAAAACUAAAUAAGCUGAAAUAAGUAGUGUUAAAGGUGGCGGUAUGGAGGAAUACAGCACCACUGUGAGGACAUCCGGAUUCGUUUUGAGUUCAUUAAUGUUUCAGCAUCUGAACAGUGACUGUGAUGUGGAGGGAUUAUUACUCGGCGAGAGUGUCGGAGAGGAGAAGAACAAAAUCACUGACUCGCAGACGGAUCACAUACAAUUUGUGCACACAAUAAAUAUUCAAAAACACAUCACAUGCAGGAGAACUCACAGCUUCUACAACAACUCCUGUGAAGUGGACAAAGAGAAGAUUAAGCAGGUUUUGUGCACUCUCAAAGAGGAGAAUGUGAUUGGUUGGUAUCGCCAGCGAAGGAACACCAAUCAACAGAUGACUUUAAAAGAGCAGUUGGUUCAUCAGAAUUUGAGGAAGCUGCUGCCGUAUCAGGAACUCGUCUUCUUGCUGCUCACACCAUCUGAGGUGACGCUGUCGCACUCCACCCACCGCCUUGAGUACACAGCCUUCAUAUGGAACGGCAGUCAGUACAGUAGUAUUCCAGUCUCAGUGAGCAACCUAGGUACACUGGAGCAGCAGGACUACUGGAGAGUCUCCGCUACAUAUCCAUCUCUCAGUCACUCUCAAGCCAUCAAACAACACAGAGCCAAAUUCUUCUCUUCAGAGCACGAUCUCCGAGAGGUGGAGAAUGUCAACGCCAUGAACGAUGCCUUGUUAGAUGAGAUGAAGAGCGCAUGUGUGAAAGUGGAGAAGAGCGAGCGGCGAGUGGAGAAGCUACAGGCUGAGAUCGCUGAGCUCAGAGACACCGUCAGAGAACAGAGGAAGAGACAGCAAGACAGUGACGCCAAAGAAAGUUCUCCUCCUGAAAAACCUGAGGACAAUGUGCUGCUCUGUGCGGCUCUGAAAGCACUGUUCCCCAACACUCCGCCAUUACGCAGUCGUACUCUGAGUCUCGAGGGUUUCCCUGUACUGCACAUGUCUUGUGCUGAGGACCACGGUGUCGAUGUUCCCACCAGACUGCCACUGCUGCUGCUGCAGUGUGGUCACACAGCGAGGAAGAGGAAGAUGAGCUCAGAUUCCACACUGAAGGGGAAAUUUCAGUCCACAGGCAUCUCACGGAAAGGUAAAAAGAGGAAGGUGGACAAAGAGCCGAGUGAUCUGCCGUCCGAAAGCGAGUCCGACACGGAGGUGGAGGUGAGCAGCCCAAACCAAAGCAACUCCCCAGUGUUUUAAAGACUUUUUUAGAUGACAAGGAAUAAAACGCAGCCAGCAGAGUGGUUUGAUGAAGCAGAGCUACUGUUACCACCCUGCAUUUGAUCAUUUUCCUAUAACAGCACAUCAAUGAGUGUUUUUAUCCUCUUAUACCACUGCAGUUUUCCAGUCAUUGCAGUUGUUAAUUAUUAAAGAAUGACAUGCCAAAUUUUUUUAUUGUUUUAUAGUUACAUUCAACAUUGGGGAAUGUUCUCAAAACAAGGUACAGUUGUGGUCUGAAGUUUACGUACACAUACCGGUACAUGAAUGUCAUGGCAAUACUGGGCUAUCAAUAAUUUCUUUGAACUUUUCUUUUUCUGUAGCAAAAUGAUUGUAUAGUACAACAUAUCUUUUUAAUAGGGGGAAAAAAACCCAAGAAUUUGGUGCACAAGUUUUAAUUUGAGUUUUAUGAAAUCAAAACAGUCAAAAAUAUACAUACAGCACAGCUAAUAUUUGGUUAAACGUCCCUGAGCUAGUUUCACCUUGACCACUCUUUUGGUAGCCAUCAACAAGCUUCUGGCAGAAUUCUGGUUGGAUAUUUGACCACUCUUAUCUACAGAGUUGGUAGCGUUAAAUUAGUCUGCUUCUUGUCACAGACCUGACUUUUAAGCACAGUCCAGUCCACAUAUUUACCGAUAGGAUUGAGGUCAGGACUUGUUUGAAGCUUAGUGGGUCCAAGUGUCAACCGUCUAGCUGACUAUUUAAGGUUAUGCUGAAGAAUCCUGAGGUUCUUCGUUAUUCCGUCCACUUUGUGCAAUGCACCAGUUCCACUAACAGCAAAACGGCCCCAGAUGCUACCACCACUAUGGUGUUUUUUUUUUGGUACGCUGUACCUCUAGUCAUUGUGUCCAACCAACUUAAUCUUUGUAUCAUCUGACCAUAACUACUUCUGGAGGAAUUUUUUUUUUUUUUUGUCAGUGUGGUCAGCUGCAAACUUUAUUCAAGCUUGAAGGUAUUGAUUGAGCAGGGGCUUCUUUCUUGGACAGCAGCCUCUCAGUCCAUGACGAUGUAUAACUCCCUUGACUGAAGACAGUGUUCCAGCUUCCAGUUCAUUGUAGGCCUGUGGCUUGGGGGUUCCUGACCAUCCAAACCAGUUUGGGUCAUCUUCUAGCAAAGUGGCUACACAUCUCACUAACUAUUUAUAUACAGUUGUUUGAAUCCUGCAGUUAUUUAAAAAUUGCUCCAAGAGACCUUCCUGAGUUUUGUAACGAAGAUCCUCUUUCUCAGAUCUGCACUGAGCUCCUUGGACUUUCCUCGUUGUACUGCCAUUCCAGUGGGUGCUGUCAAACAAAAACCCUUUUUAUGUUGGCACAGUCAUCACUAACAGGAAGUUAAGAGGCCUUGGCAAGUUAAGACAUUUUGGACCACUGAAUUAAUAACCUAAGUGAGCGUAUGGAAAGUUUAGAACCUUUGUCGAUUUCAGAAAACCCAAAAUAAACUAACUUGUGCACCAAAGUCUUGUUUUUUAAAUAUGUUGUACAGUCAUUCCGCCACACAAAAGAACAGUUCAAAGAAAUAAUGAAAAGCCCAAUAUCACCAUAACAUUCAUGUCUGUGUAUGUAAACAUCUGACCACAAGACUGUUGUAGCAUACUUUUUUUUAUAUUUAAAAUGUAUACAAAAAUAUCUGCUUUGUGUCCACUGUUAAAGAAUCCUGUUUGUGUAAAUUCUUAAUGAUUUUACUUUUUUUUAAGACCCAUUUUUCAAAUUCCUGUUUAGCUUGUUCACAUGAAGCCCAGUGUAUGAAUAAAUUAAACAUCCACUUAAUCAGCAUGUGCCCUUAAUUCAUUAAAGAUAAAACUGCUAGCUGUUCAUCAGUUAUGAAAUGUUGUCUGAUUAAUAAUGAAGGAAUUGUCUAAUUGUCCAUUUAUAAGUGUAAUAAUGCACAUGUGCAUAUAGAAGAACAAUAUUCAUCACAUGCUUGUGAAAUUCCUCUCUGCAUUUAACCCAUCUGAAGCAGUGAAAACACACCCAGUGCAGUGGGCAGCCAUGCUAACAGCGCCCGGGGAGCAGUUGGGAGUUAGGUGCCUUGCUCAAGGGCACCUCAGCCCAAGGCCGUCUCAUAUUAACCUAACCACAUGUCUUUGGGCUGUGGGGGAAAUCCACGCAGACACGGGGAGAACAUGCAAACUCCGCACAGAAAGGCCCCCUGCUGGCUGCUGGGCUCGAACCCAGAAUCUUCUUGCUGUGAGGCGGCCAUGCUAACCACUUACACCAUGGUGCCACCUAUACAGUUCACAACUGAAUUCUGGAUUGCAAAAAAAGCAAAAUGGAGACAAAUUAAAAUUCAUAUCUGUACACUAAUACUAAUGAGUGGGCAAAAAUGAAUGCACUAUUCUGAACUAAUCUUCAGCUGUUACAACUAAAUUAAAUAUUCAUGUGUUGGAUGACAAUGUAGUUUUAAAUCAUUCAUAGAUUACAAAAUGUUUAACUGAAGAAUAUGAUGCAAGAUUUGAUCAAGUUAAUUGUGAAUGAAAUGAAAAUGUACUACUGUGGAAUCCAAACUUUGUUUGCCUUUUAAUAUUGCAAUGAGUAAAUAAAACGAGAGGGGAAAAAAAAAACAGGUUG